GUGAAAGGGGAAAGUUCGGAGGUGGCCACGUUGUUGUCUUUGUGUAAAGGAGUGGAGUUCGGUCUCACAUCACUCUUCUCCCCCCCGAGUCCUUUCGAAACUCUUCCCCCCUGGGUUUCUACCCUCCCGAACCUCUCCCCUUCUACCCUUACAACCCCAACCCGUUCCCCGAUCACUUUCCAGCCUACGACCCGGAUCAUCACUGUGAUCAAAGACCCCCGUGCCCCCAAGUUCAGAAGACCCACGUACAUCAGCUACAGCUAUGGACUCCGGUGUGAUUGAAGGAGGGCUCAAUGUCACCCUUACCAUCAGGCUGCUCAUGCAUGGCAAGGAAGUUGGCAGUAUCAUUGGAAAGAAAGGCGAAUCUGUGAAGAAGAUGAGAGAAGAGAGCGGGGCACGCAUCAACAUCUCUGAGGGCAACUGUCCCGAGAGGAUCAUCACUUUGGCCGGGCCGACCACUGCCAUCUUCAAAGCCUUCUCCAUGAUCAUUGAUAAACUGGAAGAGGACAUCAGCAGCUCGAUGACAAACAGCACAGUCACCAGCAAGCCCCCAGUGACUCUCCGCAUCGUGGUGCCCGCCAGCCAAUGUGGCUCCCUCAUUGGCAAAGGUGGCUGCAAGAUUAAAGAAAUCCGAGAGUCAACCAGUGCUCAGGUCCAAGUGGCAGGUGACAUGCUGCCCAACUCCACUGAGCGCGCCAUCAGCAUAGCUGGCACGCCCCAGGCUAUUAUCGAGUGUGUCAAGCAGAUCUGUGUGGUCAUGCUCGAGUCUCCCCCGAAAGGGGUCACAAUUCCCUACCGACCCAAACCUUCAGGAUCUCCUGUCAUUUUCGCAGGCGGACAGGCGUAUGCCGUACAAGGACAACACGCCAUUCCACAGCCAGAUUCUUCCUCUGCUGCUAUCUCUCCACAGCUCACCAAGCUUCAUCAGCUGGCUAUGCAGCAGAGCCCCUUCCCCAUUGCACACAGCAACCAGGGAUUCACUGGGAUUGACACUUCAGCUCAGACCAGUUCUAAUGAGAUGAAAAUUCCAAACGAGCUCAUCGGCUGCAUCAUCGGCCGCCAGGGGGCUAAGAUCAACGAGAUCAGACAAAUGUCAGGUGCCCAGAUCAAGAUUGCAAACCCGGUGGACGGCUCCACCGACCGACAGGUGACCAUCACAGGCUCACCUGCCAGCAUCAGCUUAGCAGAGUACCUCAUCAACGCCAGGCUUUCCUCUGAGGCUACCGGACUGGCAGCCAACUGAUGAGACUUGCAGUCUGCACUACAUCUCACGACCACCAACAACAAAGAAAAGCUAUAUUACACCUAUAUAACAUCUUCCUUCCUAUGUUAGCGUCACUUCAUCCACAGCCUCCUGGACUAUUUAUUUUUUGUUUUAGUCCACCCAUGAACUAGGAUUUUAAUGCCCUGUUUUUUGGGAGAUGAGGUUUUAAAUCAGUUGAAAUUUAUUUUUUGUUUUUUUAAACAAAUAUAUUUUUGUCUUGAAACCUUUUUCCAGCUUCCAUGUUUCAGUGCAGCAGCAGAGGAAGAUUUAGAUUUAGUUGUGGACAGCGUAGGUUUCUUUGGGAAAAAAAAGACACAAAUAAAGGAUCAAAAAGAAGAAUAGAGUCACUCUUUUAUUCCCCUAAAAAUUUAUUUUGUUACACGUCAGAGAGUAGUUUUACACACGCACACAUGGUCACUAAUGCAUCAUAGGCAUAUUCCCUUUUUUGUCAUUCCCCUCCUUGGGAUGAUUUUGUUUUUUUUGCCGGGCUGGGAGUUUUUAUUUUAAUUAUUUUUUUGCCUUUGGGGUUUUUUGAGGGGGAAAGCUUUUUUUCUUGUAAAAACUGCUCUAUAGUCAAAAAAAUGUAAAAGUUGGAAUAUUUGUUUUAAAUUGACUUUUUUUUUUUUUUUUUUUUUUUUUAAAUUUUUUUUUUUACUACCAAAGGAAGGCCACUCGCAACACGUGUAUGAUGAGGCUGUUAAGAAGAAAUCAAAAUGAAGACAAAGAAGGGGUUGUGAGCUAACACUAGUUUCCUGCUCUUUGCUUUUCUCAGUUAUUGAUUUUUAUGAUGAUUAUUUGCAGGAAAAAGGACAUUUGUCCACGUUUUUCUUUUUCUGAGACUGUAGAUCUUGGGUGCCACAAAUUUGUUUAAAAAAAAAAUAAAGAUGUGAAAUGCUCUAAACACA
Messenger RNA from Phycodurus eques (leafy seadragon), 2169 nucleotides. Its product is annotated as poly(rC)-binding protein 2-like. Gene Ontology annotation, molecular function: single-stranded DNA binding; mRNA binding. Gene Ontology annotation, biological process: regulation of RNA metabolic process; regulation of gene expression. NCBI's taxonomy places the organism in Eukaryota, Metazoa, Chordata, Actinopteri, Syngnathiformes, Syngnathidae. The coding region runs from base 263 to 1243 and encodes 326 amino acids. The transcript is spliced from 13 exons. The record is from RefSeq and is a predicted model, not a curated record. Gene Ontology annotation, cellular component: nucleoplasm; nucleus; cytoplasm.